Messenger RNA from Salvia miltiorrhiza (redroot sage), 1197 nucleotides. RefSeq names its product peptidyl-prolyl cis-trans isomerase CYP28, chloroplastic. The record is from RefSeq and is a predicted model, not a curated record. Bases 191 to 1084 code for a protein of 297 amino acids. Gene Ontology annotation, cellular component: chloroplast. Gene Ontology annotation, biological process: protein peptidyl-prolyl isomerization. NCBI's taxonomy places the organism in Eukaryota, Viridiplantae, Streptophyta, Magnoliopsida, Lamiales, Lamiaceae. The transcript has 2 exons. Gene Ontology annotation, molecular function: peptidyl-prolyl cis-trans isomerase activity.
UCAAAUAUUAGCCCAUAUGAUAAGAGAGAAUUUAGAAAAGAAAAAAAGAAGUCCUAAAAUUAGAAAAUUGUGUACCCCACAACGCAACACAAUCAAUCUAGUUUGUGUGGCAUCCAACUAUCCCACAUAACCAGAGUGAUCACUAGCUAUCUCCCUUUCCUCCAACUCCGGCCAUGCAACACCACUCGCAAUGGGCUGCUCCGCCACUCUCAAUCUCCCUCGAAACCCCAUCUCACCUCACCACCACCACCACCACCACCAGCAGCAGCAGUGCCUCCCCCUGAACCGCCGGUCCCUCCUCUUCCUCUCCGGCAGCCUCCCACUCCUGACCCCCCUGAGCACCUCCGCCGCCGCCCCCGACACCACCGUGACCGACAGAGUAUUCCUGGAUUUCAGCAUCUGCCCCUCCUACUUCCAGAGCCGCACCCUGGGCGAGUCGGACCUCUCCCUGUGCGCGGAGUCGGAGGCGGUGGGGCGCGUGGUGGUGGGCCUCUACGGCAACGUGGUCCCCAUCACCGUGGCCAACUUCAAGGCCAUGUGCAGCGGCUCGGCGGGGUCAAGCUACAAGGGCACUUUGGUCCAGAAAUUGCUGCCGGGGCAGUACCUGAUGGCGGGGCGGCAGGGGCGCCGUGACAAAGGAGAUGUGAAGCCGCCGGUGGAGCUGAUUAGGAACACCGAGACCGUUGAUUCCAAGGCAUUUGUGCUGGAGCACUCGAGGCCCGGUGUGGUCUCCUUGUGCUUGUCGGAAAAUGACGAUGACGAUGAUGUGAAGCUCAGCCCCAAUUACCAUAACGUCGAGUUCUUGAUCACCACUGGGCCCGGCCCCUGCCCGCAGCUUGAUAGCAGGAAUAUUGUGUUCGGCUCUGUGCUUGAAGGAAUGGAUGUGGUGAGAGGAAUAGCGGCGAUUCCGACAUACAAACCAGGGGAAAGAAUCCGACAGUACAACGAUUUGGCGGAGUUUCUGGGAGAUGGAAGAGCCAAAAGCGCACGUGCCAUAUGGAACAGGCCUCUUAAGACUCUCUACAUUAGUGAUUGCGGUGUAAUCAAAGUUGCUAAGCCUACCCUUUCCCCUACUCUUCCCUGACCUUGCUAUUCAUUUCUCAAUCACUACUUCUUUUACUAUUGGAUUUCGAACAUAAUACAUGUACUGCAUAAAUAGUUUGAAGAAUUUUAGUUAUAAUACCAUUCUUAUUCGAA